ACGGUUACACAGACACUGGCUGGUAGCGCUCCCUUGCCUGCCCACAAGAAUGUCAAAGUGAUCCUGUCGCUCACAGCUCACCGACUAUUGGUGGGGUGUUUGGCUUGUGUUUAAAGUCCACUGCCUUCAGCAUCACAAGCUUAUUCUCUUCUUGUAAAGGGGGCUGUCGAGGAUUCCCGUCACUGCGCCCCGCUUUUUACCAGAGCCUGAGAAUUGCUCCCUACCGUAACUCAUCAUUCACGCCACGGAACAUCGCUCUUCUCUCACAGUACGGAAACGGUGGAAGCUCCCUUUCAGUGGUACUAUCGAACUUCAAAACCCGUUCAGAACCAGAGAUGAAGGUUUCCUUGUCCGUUUGCACUGACAGUCUCUAAAUAGUUUCGUGGGAUUCCCGGAGUUUGAGAGGGAACAUUUAUUCUUAGUUUGCCUCUGCUCUCUUUCAUUUCAAGAGGUGGGCGCAAUGGGAAUAUAUGUCCAUUUACUGCUUUUGCAGUACUUUGCCUCCAGUUUUGUUUGCAAUGCCGUCGCGUUUAUCGAGGAGCCCUCGGACAAGGCAGCGAAGUCGGACGGAUAUUGCGGCAGGAUUUUACGGGCACAGACUCAGGGCACACGGCGGGAAGGCUAUAAUGAGUUUCGUCUCAGAAUCGAAGGGGAUCCUGAAAAUUACCAGCCGGGGAGCACUUACAGAGUGACCCUGCUGGCCUCCAGCCCAGCCUACUUCAGGGGCUUCACUCUCAUCGCUCUGAGGGAGGGCCGAGAGGGAACCACAGACGAGGACUUCGCCGGUCAGUUCCAGAUCAUUGAUGAGGACGACACCCAGUUCCUGACCAACUGCCCCCCCGCCGUGACAGAGAGCACCCCCCGCAGGCGCACCAGGAUCCAGGUGUUCUGGACAGCGCCCCCUGCUGCCAGCGGCUGCGUCAUCCUCAAGGCCAGCAUUGUGCAGAAGAAGGUCAUCUAUUUCCAGGAUGAAGGCUCGCUCACCAUCAGGCUGUGUGAGAAAGAGGCUGUGUUUGGAGCCGCUACAGAGAAGCCUGGUUUGGAAUGCUGUGCUUGUGGAACUGCCAAGUACAGACUUACCUUCCAUGGGAACUGGUCAGAGAAAGUUCACCCCAAAGAUUACCCCAGACGAGCCAACCACUGGUCCGCUCUGAUUGGGGCGUCCCACACGCAGGACUACGUGCUGUGGGAGUACGGCGGCUACGCCAGCGAGGGCGUCAGGCAGGUGGCCGAGCUGGGCUCGCCCGUCAAGAUGGAGGAGGAGAUACGGCAGAAGGGUGACGAAGUCCUGACCGUUAUAAAGACCAAACCCCAGUGGCCGGCCUGGCAGCCCCUCAACAUGUAA
Molecule: messenger RNA, 1345 nt
Organism: Osmerus eperlanus (European smelt)
Lineage: Eukaryota; Metazoa; Chordata; Actinopteri; Osmeriformes; Osmeridae
Gene: spon1b
Product: spondin 1b
Biological process (GO): cell adhesion
Cellular component (GO): extracellular matrix
Source: RefSeq, a predicted model, not a curated record